Molecule: messenger RNA, 4444 nt
Organism: Salvelinus fontinalis (brook trout)
Lineage: Eukaryota; Metazoa; Chordata; Actinopteri; Salmoniformes; Salmonidae
Gene: soat1
Product: sterol O-acyltransferase 1
Exons: 15
Coding region: 658-2217 (519 amino acids)
Biological process (GO): cholesterol efflux; cholesterol metabolic process
Cellular component (GO): endoplasmic reticulum membrane
Molecular function (GO): fatty-acyl-CoA binding; cholesterol binding; cholesterol O-acyltransferase activity
Source: RefSeq, a predicted model, not a curated record
ACAGGUGUCAGAGCUAAAUGCAACACAGGUGGUUGAACAGUUGGAAAGUGUUUAUGCGUAUGAGUAAGAAUGAUCUAUGUGGGGUGACAUUAUCAGGAUAUAGAUGGGGCAAUUCUUAGGUCAUGGGUUGAGCUCUCAAAUGUCAUUGUUUUAUUUCUACUUAGUCAAUGGUCAAACCUGUUUAAAUUCUGAGUGAAGAUAACCUGGAUUAACCCCAAGUACAGUCAUUCAGUCAUGGGUGUGUUUGAAUGGUUGUACAGUGGCACUUUCUUAAACCCCAGCAGCUGUUUCUCACUAGUCAUGUCUUUAUAGUGGUUACAUUUGUUUCUCAAGACCAGUCUUCAAUGACUCUCAAAUGACUAAGCGCCUCAUGGAACUUCCCUGACCUGUCCUGUUGCCCAGUUCUUUACAUUUCUUAUAAAAUUAUUUUUCAACAGCAUUCAAAGGUCGGUUGUUAUCUGUAGAACUAUAUCCGGUCUAAAGUCUACAUGGUAGCGUACUACUCAUUUGAUCCUGUUUGAAGACGAAAAUGGAUUUAACCACACCCCAGCUAGCUCUGUUCCUUGUCCUUAAGGUUCCCUGAGACUGCUUAUUAUUUCCCAUGGGGAAUAAUGGCCAAUUGUCCACCCGCUAUAUUGAUUCAGGCAUUUAUGAAAAAUGGAAGUGGAGCGACUCAUCAGCAAGAAACUCCAACUGAAGAGGAAAGCAGAGCACUUGAAGUCUGACCUGAUGAGGCAGUUUGACUCCCAGGUGUUGGAGUUCAUGGACAGUCUGAUAGAGGAAUCGGCCAGCCUGGAGCCUGCUCCUGUCCCUAAUGUCUUCUCCCCUCCUCUGUCAGAUAAAGAGAGGAGUAAGCUCAGGCAUCUCCAAGGGUCAUCCCAGGGCCAAGGCAAACAGUUUGUGGUCCGGAGGUCCUUGUUAGAUGAGCUGUUUGAAGUGAACCACAUCCGGACCAUCUACCACAUGUUCAUUGCCCUGCUGAUCCUCUUUAUCCUCAGCACCCUGGUGGUUGACUUCAUCGAUGAAGGCAGAUUGGUGCUUGACUUUGACCUGCUGGUCUAUGUAUUUGGACAGUUCCCCCUGGUGGUGAUUACCUGGAUCUGCAUGUUCCUUUCAGUGCUGGUGGUGCCCUACAGCCUGUUCCACACCUGGGCCUCUCACUACCAUGAGUCCAGCCAUGGGACCCUGUGGUCUCUUAUACUGGGCUCUCUCUUCCUGCUCUACCAGGGCCUGGGCCUAGGCUUCCUGCCUACCUUUGUGGUGGUGAAGAACAGCUUUCCCCCUGCAUCCUGCUUCAUCAUCAUCCUGGAACAGGUGCGCCUGAUGAUGAAGGCACACUCCUAUAUCAGGGAGAAUGUCCCCAAAGUUCUGGCUUUGGCAAAAGACAAAUCCAGCUCAUCCCCAGUCUCUCCACUAAUCCCACAGCUGAGCCACUAUAUCUACUUCCUCUUUGCUCCCACCCUUAUCUACAGAGAUAAAUAUCCCAGGAAUCCCGUCAUCAGGUGGAGUUAUGUGGCCUCUAAGUUAUUACAGGUUCUAGGAUGUCUCUUCUAUGCCUACUAUGUGUUUGUGCGCCUCUGCAUCCCACAGUUCCGCAGCAUCAGCCAGCAACUGUUUGACCUGCGGGCCAUGGUCCUGUGUGUGUUCAACUCAAUCCUGCCAGGAGUUCUGGUUCUCUUCUUGGCCUUUUUUGCCUUCCUGCACUGCUGGCUCAAUGCCUUUGCUGAGAUGCUGCGGUUUGCUGACAGGAUGUUUUACAAGGAUUGGUGGAACUCCACAUCCUUUGCCAAUUACUACCGCACCUGGAACGUGGUGGUACACGACUGGCUGUAUUACUAUGUGUACUGUGACUUCCUAUGGAUGUCGAAGAAGAGAUUUCGGGCGGCAGGCAUGUUAUUGGUCUUCACUAUGUCUGCAGUAGUGCAUGAGUACAUCUUGGCGAUCUGCUUCGGCUUCUUCUACCCAGUCCUCUUCUGCCUCUUCAUGUGCUUCGGAAUGAUGUUUAACUUCAUUCUUCAUGACCGGAGAAAAGGCCCAAUUUGGAACGUGAUCAUGUGGACUGCUCUGUUCCUCGGUCAGGGGGUCAUCAUCUGCCUCUACUCCCAGGAGUGGUAUGCACAGCGCUACUGCCCCCUUCAGGAGCCCUCUUUCCUAGAGCUGCUGAAGCCGCGUUCCUGGAGCUGUCACCUCCAGACCAACCCAGCAGUCGACUCUUGAGGGGCUGUAACUGACAUCACAUUGAACUACUGAACCGACAACACUCGCCAAUCUAUUGAAAGUGUUUAUGAAGAGCACAACCUCCUGUUUCUUUCAAGACUUUACUUUUUGUUUAGGAAGAGCACAACCUCCUGUUUCUUUCAAGACUUUACUUUUUGUUUGACUUAAUUUUUUGUGUGUUCCACUAGUAAUUCUGACUGAUAUUGAGAGACUGCUUUAGUCAUUUGAAAGGGCAUGGAGUGAGUUAGACAUAUAAUGGCCUCUGUCAUUCACAAAGAUGCCUUAUUUAUCCUUUUAGUUUCAUGACAAACCUAUUGGAAAUCAGGGUAACAUAGAGCACAUAUAAAUGUUAACAGAAUAUUUUUUAUUUUAUUUAUACUUUUAAUUUCAGCCUGGAUACAAUUACCAUAUUCUUUCAUUUGAAAUGCACUUUCAAUGCCAAUAUGGUAAAUUGUAAAAUUGCUGCUUUUCCCAAAAGUUGACCUCUUAGCAAACAUGCAGUUAUAUAUAUUUAGCAAAUAAUUUACUUAAAUAAAAAAUGUUUUAUUUUUAUGAACCCAGACAUUUCAAAUGUUCAGGCACUGUAUUUUGUGUAGUCUAGUCUCCAAGGUGUUUUAAGUCAUGUUGAUGGAGAUCAGGGUUGGGCUCAUUUCAGAAGUUUGAAAUUAACUACGAUUCAACUCAUGAGUUGAAAUUAGAGUUGAAUUGGCUGCACCCCACAGGAUGUAGAGUUUGUGUGACAGAAAGUAAUUCAAGGAAAUUUCACUCGUCAUACAACAUGAGUUUCAUUGAGUCUCACAGUUCCAGAUAUCAAAUAAUAACUUUUCUCUGGAAAUAAUGUUUAUAACCUUGGUGCUUAGAAUAGCCAAUUAUAUUUCUGCCAACCCUUUAAUUUGUUUGGCUUCUUUUUGAUGUCCUCAGGGUCAACUGCAGGGUUACACUAAUGCAUUCUGGGAAAUGUAUUUUCCUCAUUGAACAAAAUCUAAUCAACUUAAUGAAAUACAAUAACUUUGAAUAUUCACAUACAGGUUUUGUUUCCCUUGAUCGUUCAGUUUGUCCUGAAAAUCAAUUGUUUUAACAAUUUUAUAUGCAUGUAUAUAAUGACAUGUAUCAUUUACAAGAUGUAUAUUUGUAUAGACUACACCUAAUAUAGAUUAGAGGCAUUUGAAUUUCUCUGAAUUCAAUUACAUUUCCUUUCAGUCAAGUUUGAAUUGCAAUUUUGUAUGCUGUUUACUAUUUUAAUUGGAAUUUGAGGCAUUCUCCAUUUCAAUUCUGAAGUGAGCCCACCCCUGAUGGAGAUGUUAGAUUAUUAAACAAAAUUGAGAUUAGUUUGCUCUGUGAUUACUGGUAUGAAGGUAAGAUGUGAAGCCUUUGUCAGAUGUGAAGCCUUACACACAAGAUUAAUGUUAAUUAAGAAUAUGUAUUUAUUCAAAAGCAAUAUUGAAAGUGUUCCUUUACCAAUCAAAAAUUCCACACCUGACCUUGAGUUGGUGGAAACUGCACUGCUGUUGCAGCUGGCUGCUCCAAUGUUGCCAUUAUCAGUAUGACUGAUGCAUGUAUUGUUUAUUUACUUACAUCAUUACACUAACUGUUGCCAUUAAUGCUGUAAAUUAGGGAUUCAAUUUCAGCUUCAAUCCAUGAGUCUGAUAGACUUGUCGUUUUGUGAUUGUCUCUCUAUGGAUUGUCUAUCUAUGGAACAGUUUUUGUUUUUGACUCAAACCAUGUAUGGUGAUAAUUUAAACCACCAGAUGGCGCUGUAAUGUAAUGUUUUUGAAUUCCUACUUGUUUCUCAUGACAAUCUAUUUUACUCAUAACUAAUUAUUUAAGAAGGACCGUUAACAAAACAUUGUUAUAUAGAGAAACGUGUGUGUGAAUGUGUGUGUUUAUAUAUAUAUAUAUAUCCUAUCAAGAGAUUUUGUUGCAAGACUACUUCAGCCUGUAUUGUAAUUGGGACACUGUUUACUAUUUGUGUUCGUAUUUCAGUGGUUAUUUCGAGCCCACUUUUGAUAUUAUUAUGAUGCUCUUUUGAUCAUUUAGAAAAUGAGUGAUACUUUUGUUCAGAUAUUUCUAUUUUUGAACAGAGAUUGACAUUCCUCUAUUUUUCUUGAUAAAUUUAUGGAGUUAGUGUUUAAAACAUUUAUUUGGUAUUAUACGAGAUAUGUUGUAUAAUAUUUACCAUUACAGUGCAUUAGGUAUAUGUCAGGUUGAAAAUAAAGCUAUAAAUCUA